GCAAUAAAGGCGGACAUUGUGAAUGCGUCAUACUAUAAAUUUACAUAACAUAUGUCGUUGCCCGCCAUCUACAUACUGUGAUUUUAUGACCACAUAUAUACGUACGUACAUAUGCAAGUGUAUUGUUUAAACUGCCAAUUUUGAAUUAUUAUACUGGUUAUAUUGGUACACUAUUAAAAUAUGUUGAACAUAGUAUCCAUUAAAGCACAUUCGGCGGAAAAAAUCAAACCUCAGCGUUUGGGGAAUGUCAAACAAUGUUUAACGUGUCCGAAGUCGGAAAGUAAUAUACAUAGAAGAGAUUAUGAUAGAGCUAAACCAGUCAGAAUAUUUGAAUUGCUUAAAGAAGAUGAAGAUAAACAGAAAGUUAAAAAAGGUAGUGUAUGUAAAAAAAUAUUACCCGAAAGAGUAGGGUCAUGCGCGUACAAUAAGCCUAAGAAUUCUUUCAGUCAUGUACGUAGAAAUCUUAAUUUUAAUAUCGUACCUGACAAUAUUCCAAAUGAUAAAACCAACAAUGUACACCUAUUGGACAAGUCUGAAUUAACAAGCAGUCAUCGUACUAUCAAACAAGUUUCCGAACCAAAGAUCAGAAGAAGUUUAGUGGAACCAAAUAGUAUUAAAAAUAUAUAUUUACAAAAACAUAAAAAAGUAAUAGAUAAACAGUCCAAACUUGAAGUGUUAAAGGAAAAUGUACCUACUGUGAAGAAAAGUGGAAUUCCCAUUCAUCAUGACAAAAGUAAACACAACAUUUGUAGCCACAAUUAUAGCAUUACAAAAGUUCAACGUAAAAUAACAUCUAAUGAUAUUUCAACUAAAAAACCUCUUCAAGCUUCUCAAUUUAUAAAUUCUCAACAAAAUAACAGGUGCCAUAAAACAUGUUCUCUAAAUGAGAUUCAUUUAAAAUAUCAAGGAACUGAAACAUUAAAAGAAAAAGAUGAGUGUAUAGAGAGAUUGUACAAUAGUUUGCAAAGUACGAAAAUAAUAGCUCCAGAAAAUGGUUUGAAUGCGAAACACGCUUCGUCUGAAACGAUAUCUGUUAAUGUUAAUGAAAUUAUGCAUUUGAAACGUGAACUAGAAAAUUUGGUAAAUACAACAGAAGAAAACUUAAAUAAACUGAAAUCAACAUUGUCAUGUGUAACAAGAUUACUUGUACCACAAGAAUCAGUCCCACCACAAUCUGGUAUUUCCAAUGGAAGAGAGGAACAUUUUAAAUUAACGUUGGAUAAAGAAGUUCAAGUAAAUACUUGUUGUAAAUUAUUGCAAUCAGCAGAGGAGAAUUCGAAAUUUCAUAGUUCUGGGAUUUCAGAAAUGCACAGAAUCGAAAAAGAAAACCUUGAUAUCAGAUGUAGAAAUUUAUCACAGGAUAACUUGGAUGAAAGUUUUUUAAAUCUAGAAGAUCGGUUGGGUAUUAAACAGACCGAAGCUAUUCAGAAAUCUUGUUCCAUGCAAAAUACACCUGUAAUUAAAAAGUAUACGCAAAAACGUUCUUUACGAGAAUAUAUGAGUUUGAAGUCGACUAUGAGCUUUCUGCAAACCCCAGACGGCAAAGCUUUAUAUCAGCGAAGCAAUGUAGACAGCUCUGUUGUUUUAAGCAGAACAUCAAUUUCAAAUAAAGUGUUGACGGAAUUUCAAAGUUUAUAUUCUGACUCGCCAGAUUCUACUUAGGAUUAACUAAUUUUAAAUGUAAUGUAAUUUUUAUAUUCUGUGAAACAAUGAUGUGUGUCUGUAUAUGUGUAUAUAAUAUUAAUAUAUGAAUGUAUUGUUAAUAAAUGAAAGCAAUAAAUAAACUAAAUAGGUAA
Messenger RNA from Megalopta genalis, 1796 nucleotides. RefSeq lists its product as uncharacterized. NCBI's taxonomy places the organism in Eukaryota, Metazoa, Arthropoda, Insecta, Hymenoptera, Halictidae. The record is from RefSeq and is a predicted model, not a curated record.